AUGACAACCAGCACGGGAUCCUGGUGGCUCUGGACGGGCUGCGCGGCCGUCGGCGUCUACACGUACUACUCCCUUCGGCCCAAGCCACGCGGCGCCGCAGAUGACACCGACUUUGCGGGCUUCCUGGCCGACCCCUCUUCCCUGGCAGCGCCAACGGCGCGUGCCGCCCCUCCUCGCGACGAAACCGGCUUCAAUGCUUUCCUGCGCGUCCUCCCCACGGCGCCGGCUGCGGAUCCAACCGGUUUCGACUCCUUCCUGCGCGUCAAGCCAGCGGUGGCUGGCGGCGCCGCUCCGCCAGGGGCAGCUGAACAGCAGGCUAAGCAGGAGGAGGCGGCCCCGCUCGACCGUGCUGGCGUGGCGGUGCUGUUUGGCACUGAGUACGGCUUCUCCAAGGAAAUCGCAGAAAAGCUGUGUGCUGAGCUGAAGGCCGGCGGCGCCUUCUGGCCACGGCUGGUCAACAUGGCGGACCACCCGGAGGGCUACGACCUGGCAGCAGAGCAGGCCGGCGACGGCGUGCCGCCCACCGAGGCGCGCGACUUCUGCGACUGGCUGCUCGCCGGCAAGGCCGGCGCCCUGCCAAACCUCAGCUACUCGGUCCUGGCGCUGGGGGACAAGUCGUACCCGCACUUCUGCCGCUGCGGCAAGCAGCUGGACGCGGCGCUGGCGGCGGCGGGCGCGCGGGAGCUGGCGGCGCGGGUGGACGUUGAUAAGGAGGACUGGGGGGCGGUGGACGGCUGGAUCGAAGUGGUGCAGGGGGUGCUGCCGGGGCUGGGGCUGAAGAGCCUGGCAGAGACGGGCGGCGGCGCAGCGCCCGCCAGCGCAGCGCCUGCCGCCGCCGCCGCCAAGCGCUACUCCAAGGCGCGGCCCUACUUCGCGCCGGUGCGGGCGCUGCAGGGGCUCUGCGUCAUCGCUGACAAGGCGGCUGACAAGGACACCGUGCGGGUGGAGCUGGACCUGGGGGACUCUGGCCUGGCCUACGCCCCAGGGGACGCCCUGGGGGUGUACCCCACAAACAGCGCAGAGGCCGUGUCUGAGCUGCUGGCCGCACUGGGGGCUUCAGGGGACGAGGCCGUCCCAGUGCCCUCCUGGCACUACCAGGAGCCAGAGGCCCACUCCACACUCAUCCCGGGCGCCACAGGCGCGCCCUCGAUGCCGCUGCGCGCGGCGCUGGCGCGCUGCUACGACCUGCGCAGCCCGAAGGGCGACGCGCUGCUGAGGGCGCUGCAGGCGGCGCUGCCGCUGCUCAAGGGCAACGGCGACGCGGCGGCGGCUGCGAACGGCCCCCUGGCCAACGGUGAUGCUGCUGCGCACGCCAAUGGCGGCGAGGCCGCUGCGCCGGGGCCCGCGGCCGGCAGCGCGGCGGGUCAGGUGGCUGAGCUGGCGCGGCUGCUGGGUGACAAGGGCGCCCUGGAGGCCUACCUGGGGCCGCGCCACGUCAUCGACGUCAUCCAGGACUUUGGGGCCGCGGCGCUGACGCACGAGCAGCUGCUGCCCGCGCUGCGCCAGCUGCAGCCGCGGCUCUACUCCAUCAGCAGCUCCCCCCUGGAGGACCCCCAGGGGGUGCAGGCCACCAUUGCGGUCGUGCGCUACGAGGCCCUGGGGGCCGGCCGCGUGGGCGUGUGCAGCACGUUCGUGGCGGAGCGGACGCAGCUGGGUGAUGUGGCGCCCGUCUUCAUAUCCAAGAACCCCGACUUCCGCCUGCCCCCGGACCCGGCCACCCCCGUCAUCAUGGUCGGCCCGGGCACCGGCCUCGCACCCUUCCGGUCCUUUAUUGUGCACCGCCUCAUUGAGGCCGGCGCAGACCCCGCCACCAUCGGCGCAGAUGCCGAGGUGCAGCAGGAGCAGCAGCAGCAGCAGCAAAAGAAGGGCGGCGAGAAGAGCCACACAAAGGCAAAGGCCGCCAACGGCGUCGCCGCGAACGGUGUCGCCGCCAACGGCAGCCUCGCAGCCGCGUAUGAAGCCACCAACGGUGCCGCGAUGAACGGCGCCGCCGACGUGGUCGCGGGCAGCGGCGACCAGGGGCAGCAGCGGCAGUGGGGCUUCGGCCCUACGGUCCUCUACUUUGGCUGCCGGCGCCGCGACCAGGACUACCUGUACGGGUCGGACCUCGAGCGCUGGGCCGCGGCCGGCGCGAUCGAGCUGCACACCGCGUUCAGCCGCGAGCCCGGGCGGCCCAAGGUGUACGUGCAGCAGCGGCUGGAGGAGAGCGCGGACCGCGUGUGGGAGCUGCUGGAAGCUGGGGCCCACUUCUACGUGUGCGGCGACGCCAACAGCAUGGCGGGCGCGGUGGAGCAUGCGCUGCUGCGCAUCAUCGCGGCGCGGCUGCCGGGCGCCGGCGAGGGGGGUGAUGGCGGCGAGGCGGGGGCGCGGGCCUACCUGCAGCGGCUGUCGGAGGAGCACCGCUACGAGAGGGAUGUGUGGUUCAGCUGA
Messenger RNA from Monoraphidium neglectum, 2430 nucleotides. Its product is annotated as sulfite reductase (NADPH) flavoprotein alpha-component. The coding region runs from base 1 to 2430 and encodes 809 amino acids. Gene Ontology annotation, molecular function: oxidoreductase activity; FMN binding; flavin adenine dinucleotide binding. NCBI's taxonomy places the organism in Eukaryota, Viridiplantae, Chlorophyta, Chlorophyceae, Sphaeropleales, Selenastraceae. The record is from RefSeq and is a predicted model, not a curated record. Gene Ontology annotation, cellular component: cytosol. The transcript has 7 exons.